AUGGUUCCAAAGACAGGCCUGGCACACAAGAACUUCACCGACAAGCAGUCUAAGGAAGAAGAGCAGGAGAGCUCCGCUCUUGUUCUCGGUCGCUUUCUGAUAUUGUUUGUGCGGGACCAAGUGCCCGGUGUUCAAAUAGGGGACAAUGUUGGCCGAAAGGUCUUCUGGAAUAUGGAUGAUGAACAACAUCACAUAAUUCGGGAAGCCUUUGAGAGCAAGCCAAUUCGGUGGGCCACUGCCUCCAUCCCUAAUUCACCUAUCUUCUAUCUGUUGGCCCUCGCCUUCUGUUCGCUGGUCCGUCGAAUUUGCUCUGGGAUUCGGUCUCUGAUAACCCUUUAUGGCUAUAAUUUUGUGGUAGGCUUCCGUCAGCCUACUGAGACCAAGCGAUUACCCUGGCGUGAGAGAAAGUUCUACUUGUGGGGCCUGAGCAAGCCACCCAAAAAAAUCGACUGGCAUGAAUAG
Penicillium soppii is the source of this 462-nucleotide messenger RNA. RefSeq lists its product as uncharacterized. The transcript is spliced from 4 exons. The record is from RefSeq and is a predicted model, not a curated record. NCBI's taxonomy places the organism in Eukaryota, Fungi, Ascomycota, Eurotiomycetes, Eurotiales, Aspergillaceae. Bases 1 to 462 code for a protein of 153 amino acids.